ACUUCCGGUGUCGCGCGGCGGCUCCCGGCAGGAGGCAGAGGGCACACCGCCAGCCCCAGGCCAGGCUGCGAGGGCCGCGGACCCGAGCCGGGAAGGACCUUGGGCGGACGAGCCGCGCGUCCCGCAGCCAUGGAGCAGGACGACCCGGUCGAGGCGCUGACGGAGCUGCGCGAGCGGCGGCUGGGCGCGCUGGAGCUGCUGCAGGCGGCGGCCGGCUCGGGCUUGGCAGCCUACGCGGUGUGGGCGCUGCUGCUCCAGCCCGGCUUCCGGCGCGUGCCGCUGCGGCUGCAGGUGCCCUACGUCGGCGCGAGCGCGCGGCAGGUGGAGCACGUGUUGUCGCUGCUGCGAGGACGCCCCGGAAAAACGGUGGAUCUGGGCUCUGGCGACGGCAGGAUCGUGCUGGCGGCCCACAGGUGCGGCCUCCGCCCGGCCGUGGGCUACGAGCUGAACCCCUGGCUGGUGGCGCUGGCGCGGCUGCACGCCUGGAGGGCCGGCUGUGCCGGCAGCGUCUGCUAUCGCCGCAAGGAUCUCUGGAAGGUGAGCCUGAGGGACUGCCGCAACGUGUCUGUGUUCCUGGCCCCUAGCGUGCUCCCGCUGCUGGAGGACAAGCUGCGGACAGAGCUGCCUGCUGGGGCCCGCGUGGUGUCUGGGCGCUUCCCACUCCCCACCUGGCAGCCUGUGACCGCGGUUGGCGAGGGCCUGGACCGAGUAUGGGCUUAUGAUGUUCCUGAGGGUGGGCAGGCUGGGGAGGCCGCCUCCUCGCGGAUACCCAUCCAGGCUGCCCCCGGACCUAGUUCUGCCCCCAUCCCGGGGGGCCUUAUUUCUCAGGCCAGCUGAGUAUUAGACACGAUAAAGACUCUGUGGGUUCUA
This is a messenger RNA of Homo sapiens (human), 870 nucleotides long. RefSeq names its product adenine nucleotide translocase lysine methyltransferase (gene ANTKMT). The coding region runs from base 130 to 837 and encodes 235 amino acids. Gene Ontology annotation, cellular component: mitochondrial membrane. Gene Ontology annotation, molecular function: protein-lysine N-methyltransferase activity. The record is from RefSeq and is marked validated. The transcript is spliced from 5 exons. NCBI's taxonomy places the organism in Eukaryota, Metazoa, Chordata, Mammalia, Primates, Hominidae.